AUGAGUAAGGAUAGUGACAAACCAACUACUCGUCCACUGAACUUUACUAUUCCAGCACAACCACGACGCGGUAUUGAUGCGGUGCAUGUCAAUGCAGCUAGAGAGAUGGUGCAACUACAUACCCGAGGUCGGGCACCACCUGCGACAAGGCAACCAUUACCACCAUUACAAGGAAGCUCUAGAAGUCAUGCUCCAGUGGCCUCAGAACAAUCUAAAGCACCAAUAUCCAAACCAAAGGUUAGCAUACCGUCGAACCACGACGGCGAGUGCAAGAACCCCCAGUGUCAACAUUGCGGUAGUAUAAUUAUCCCGGCUCCUCAACUGUCGUUCCCAGUACAGGACAAACCAUCAAUUAAAGUCAACGAUUGGGAGAUUUACACUAUCAAGAAACCAAUAUUAUCUUCAGCUGAACUUGAUCAUUUAGGCGAUACGAAAUUUGAGUUUCCAUUACCAGAAAUGAUUUUCGGUAACAACUUUGUUCGGAUUAAAUAUACUGGUGGUAGUAGCAGGAAUCAAGAGCAUGAGAUUUGGUUUAAUUCGAUAGACGCAUUGGAUACAUUGGAAGACGAUUGUCAUUUGAAAGUGAGUUAUCAUGAAGAAUGGUUACAACUGCGUCAAAAUCGACGUAAGAAGCAAGAGAGGGGUGGUGAUGCCAAAACAUCAACUCAUGCCGAUGAUGAAAUGAGUGGUAAAGUUAGUGAUUUAACCGAUAUGGAUGCCGUAAAACCAUAUGAUUGGACAUACUCGCCAAACUACGUGGGACAUACUCGUGGGUUUAACUUUGUUGCCGAUGAAUCAUUGGAAAUCCCCGUUAAUCGAUUAAUGAACCCUGACCCAAUCCUAUUCUUUGAUGAAAUGAUUUUGUAUGAAGACGAAUUGGCCGAUAAUGGAAUCAGUAUGCUUUCGAUUAAGAUUAGAGUCAUGCCUACUUGUUUAUUACUAUUAUGUCGGUUCUUCCUAAGGAUAGAUAAUGUUAUUUUCAGGAUUAGAGAUUGUCGAAUUUUCAUUGAUUUUGAAUCAAAUGAAGUGAUACGAGAGUAUAAAUUGCAAGAAUGUGAUUAUGAUGAGGUAUUGAAAUUGGCUGCGUCGGGUGGUGGAAGUGGAGGUAAGGUAAAUAACGACCCAAAGAGAUUACUACGGGAUCAGAAUUGGGUUAGUUUGAAUAUACCAGUGGUUAAUAGGACUAUUGAAAAGUGUAUAGUAGAGUAA
Molecule: messenger RNA, 1209 nt
Organism: Lodderomyces orthopsilosis Co 90-125
Lineage: Eukaryota; Fungi; Ascomycota; Pichiomycetes; Serinales; Debaryomycetaceae
Gene: TIP41
Product: Tip41p
Exons: 1
Coding region: 1-1209 (402 amino acids)
Biological process (GO): TOR signaling
Cellular component (GO): cytosol
Source: RefSeq, a predicted model, not a curated record